Mus pahari (shrew mouse) is the source of this 4576-nucleotide messenger RNA. It is a transcript of the gene Cspp1, whose product is annotated as centrosome and spindle pole associated protein 1. Gene Ontology annotation, biological process: positive regulation of cytokinesis. Gene Ontology annotation, cellular component: spindle pole; centrosome; microtubule. The record is from RefSeq and is a predicted model, not a curated record. The transcript is spliced from 32 exons. The coding region runs from base 43 to 3933 and encodes 1296 amino acids. NCBI's taxonomy places the organism in Eukaryota, Metazoa, Chordata, Mammalia, Rodentia, Muridae.
CGUACGUGUGAAGAGCGAGGGCCGCGGAGCCUCGGCGUGGGAAUGGUACAGCCUUCCGCGCCGGAAGGCGGGCCUGUUGCUCUGCCAGGAAGGAGUCGGCCGGCUCCGCCCGUACUGCGCAGACUCAGAUGCCACCGUAUUGUGUGUAGGAGGGAACUUGUGUCUGGGGGGCUAUGUUUCUGUGAGUGUAGGUGCUUCAGACGAAAUAAAUUGUUUGGAAUGCUAAAUGUCUCUAGAGAAACAGAGGUAAUCUACAAAAUGGCAGAUAGCUUGGAUGAAUUUAUUGAAGAGCAAAAAGCGAAACUGGCUAAAGACAAAGCAGAAUUGGAAAGUGAUCCACCUUACAUGGAGAUGAAGGGAAAGGCAUCAGAGAAACUCUCUGAAAACAGUAAAAUAUUAAUCUCUAUGGCUAAGGAGAACAUACCACCAAACAGCCAACAGCAGCCCAAGGGAUCCUUAGGAAUUGAAUAUGGCUUAAGUUUACCACUUGGAGAAGAUUAUGAACAGAAGAAACAUAAAUUAAAAGAAGAAUUGAGGCAAGAUUAUAGACGAUAUCUUACUCAGGGCAUUACACAAGCAAAAAGAAAGAAAAAUUUCCUAUCUACUGGUGAAACAGACCCAUCUACUCUGGGAGUUUCUCUUCCUAUUGAUGAGCGGUUAUCUGCCAAGGAAAGAUUGAAACUUGAACGCAACCGAGAAUACAAUCAAUUUCUCAGGGGUAAGGCAGAAUCCACAGAAAAAGUCAGACAGGUAGAAAAGAAUAUUGAGCCUAAGAGUCAAAGAAAUAAAAACCCUGUUAGUCAAGGUAAAUCUGGUCUACCUUCACAAAUACAGACUUCAUAUACACAUUCAGAGGGACCCUCAUACGAAGAGCUUCUAAGACGGCAAGAGGAGGGCCUGUACCGACAGCUAGAUGGUGAAACUGAGUUAAGGAACAGAAGACUGCUUAAACAGACAAAUGAAAGAAUAGGCAUUUCUGGUGCAGAACAUCAGAGCCUUUCCAGCAAGGCUGGUAUUCCAGAGAGAAGAGCUCGCAGGUUUAAUGAGGAGCGCAUGCUUGACAGACAGUUUUGUAGAGCUGACCGGGAUCCUGACGUAAGUGAAGACAUGGACGAGAGGUUUAGAUUUGAAAGUGAUUUUGAUAGAAGACUUUUGAGAGUAUAUACAAAUGACAGGCCUCAUGGGAGCAGACGAGGGAAUGUGGAUGGGAAUGAUGUCACAGAAGAGCCAAACACACAGACCUCAUCUGCUGAAAAUAAAAGUGUUCACGAUAACGGACCAUCCAAAUCCGCUGAUCCCGAUAUCACAAGUCCAUUUGCAGGCAUGCUCUUUGGAGGUGAAGACCGAGAACUUACCAAGAGAAGGAAAGAGAAAUACAGGCAGGAACUAUUGGAACAGAUAGCCGAGCAACAGAAGAAGAAGAGACGAGAAAAAGAUUUAGCAUUUGGAAUUACAACUUCUGGCGUACAAGACCCUGAAAAAUCGUGGAAUGGCUCACACCCAUCAUUGCAGUUAAGUAAGGAGGAGCCUGAUAGACUAAAGCAGUUUAGUUUGACACCAAGACACUUUGAAGAGAUGAUACCACCUGAGAGACCCAGAGUAGCUUUCCAGACACCUCCCCCUCCCUUCUCUGCCCCGUCUAUCCCAUCCGUCCCACCAGUUCAUUCCGCCCCUUCUCACAAUGAAGACUUGCACAGUGGACUCGGCAGCACCCUUGGUGAACUGGUGCAUCCCAGGAUUCUGCCUGUGCCUCUGAAUCCACCUCCACCUCCGCUGCUUGCCCCUCUAGCUCCUAACUAUCGAACGCCUUAUGAUGAUGCGUACUAUUUUUACGGUGCCAGAAAUACACUGGAUCCCAAUAUUGCAUACUAUGGUUCAGGAAUGAUUGGAGGACAGCCUGCCCCUCAUGUCUCUGCCCCUGUCACUCACCAAGUAGCACCUCCAGCUGUGAAUACUGUUGGACAGAAUGAACAGAAAGUUCUUAGUGAUGGACUCAGGAAUUCAGGACUGGUCUUUGAGGAUAAGCCAAAACCUUCUACACAGUCGCUUCAGUCUUACCAAGAGGCUUUGCAGGAGCAGAUUCGGGAAAGAGAAGCAAGAAGGAAGAAAGAACGUUUAGAAAAAGAAGAAUAUGAAGCUAAAUUAGAAGCUGAAAUGAGGCUCUACAACCCCUGGGGGAAGGGCGGAGGUGGUGCUCCCCUCAGAGACGCCAAAGGAAAUCUGAUAACUGAUUUGAAUAGGAUGCACAGACAGAAUAUAGAUGCCUACCAUAACCCAGAUGCAAGAACAUAUGAAGACAAAAGGGCUGUUGUAUCUAUAGACCAAAACUUAGCCACUUCAAAUGCUGAGAACCUAGAAGAUUCUGCAAAUAAAAACUCAGGUCCUUUGCAAACACAAAGCUCUCCUUUUGCCCGGGGAAACACAUUUGGUGAGCCGCUCAGCGAGCUUCAGAUUAAACAGCAAGAAUUAUACAAGAAUUUUCUUCGUUUUCAGAUUGAGGAAAAGAGACAAAGAGAAGAAGCAGAGCGCGAGAAGCUGAGAGUUGCUGAAGAGAAGGAAGAGAAGCGGCUCGCGGAGCAGAGGGCAAGGAUUCAGCAAGAGUAUGAGGAGGAGCAGGAGCGGAGGAGGGAGAAGGAGGAGGAGCAAAGGUUGAAAAAUGAAGAACUUAUUCGGUUAGCUGAAGAGAGGCGAAAGGAAGCAGAAAGAAAAAAGAAAGAAGAGGAAGAAAAACAUAACUUGCAACUUCAGCAUUACUAUGAGAGAGAAAAUAUUACUGGAGAGGAAACAAAGCACUUGAGACAGCCUUCUCCUGUAGUUCCUGCUCUUCAGAACAAAAUUGCAAGCAAACUCCAAAGACCUCCUUCAGUCGACACCAUCAUAAGUUCCUUCAUUCAUGAAAGCUCCAUGUCCCGGGCACAGUCUCCUCCAGUGCCUGCAAGGAAGAACCAACUCCGUGCAGAAGAGGAGAAAAAAAAUGUGAUUAUGGAGUUAUCAGAAAUGAGGAAGCAGCUCCGGAGUGAGGAGAGGCGUUUGCAGGGGCGGCUGCUGCACCUGGACAGUGACGAGGAGAUCCCCAUCAGGAAAAGAGAGAGGAACCCGAUGGAUAUAUUUGACAUGGCUAGACAUCGGGUACAAGCCCCUGUCAGAAGACCAUUGCCUAAGGGCUUAGAUGCUACGACUUUUCAGAAUAUUCAUGACUUUAAUGAGCUGAGAGAGAGAGAUUCAGAUACUCGAGUGGAUCUGAGAUUAAUGUACCCAGAUCCUCCCUGCGAUCAUCACACCUUGGAGAUUCAGCAGCAGGCCCUACUCCGAGAGCAGCAGAAGAGGCUCAACAGAAUAAAGAUGCGGAGAGAUGCAGGAGCUGAUUUGGAUACCAUCUCCACUGGUAAUGUACAAGGGCACAGAAUGCCCAGAGAGGACACUAAUGACUUUUUGAAAAAUUCCUUACUAGAAUCUGAUAGUGCUUUUAUUGGUGCUUACGGUGAGACAUACCCUGUCACUGAAGACAGCGCCUUCCCUCCACCAUCACAGCUGCCCUCAGCAAGGGAACGCAGGAGGAACAAAUUAAAAGGACUGGAUUUUGAUAGUAGUCGGCUCCACACACCACAGGAUGGUCUCUCUUUAAAAUCUAUCUCCAGUGUAAAUGUUGAUCAAGUUAGAAUGAGAAAUGAAGACAGAAUGAGAAGACUGAAUGAGCAGCAGAAGAAAGCCACUAACACAGAUGAUGAGGGUUCACUGGUUGAUCCUGAUGAUAUCAUGAGACACUUGGGUGACGAUGGACGCAACUCUGUGGCAACUGAGCCCUGGCUCCGCCCUGGCACUUCAGAAACUCUGAAACGGUUCAUGGCAGAGCAGCUGAAUGAGGAACAGCAGCAGGGUCCUGGGAAACCAGGCACUUUUACUUGGCAGGGACUAUCUGCUGCACAUGCUUAAUAAACCCUCUCUGGAUCCAGUAGUGCCUUUUACAGUGGAACGUUCACCUGUAUACUACGUCUUGCUUGUGACCCUACUUUAAUAUUAGUUAUUUAUGUUCUAUCUAUAUAUAAAGUGUAUUUUCCCAUGAUGAUAUGUUAUGUAUAUAUAAUGUACAUAAAAGCCCUGAUUAUUGAUUUCUAAUAUAAUUGUACAGAAUUAUUUUUGCAAUUUUGCUAUGGGUGGUAAUGAACUCUUGAUUGAGCUACCAUACGUGCAUUAAAAUAUGCUUGCCAUUAAGAGGUGGUGAAAUAAAGGGUACAUAGCACUGUGAAACAAUACAUUGUUACUUAUAUACUUGCCACUGUUAGCAUUGUGGAGAAACAGUUUUUACUGAUUUGUUUUAUAUACCUGCUGUUGCUUUGACUAUGCCAGCUGCUAGGUAAUGAAAGAUUCAAACAAGCUGCUCAUUUUCAUAUCUGUAGUUACACAUUCCAUAGGAACAAAGGGAUUUGUGAUCAUCCAUGAGCCAUGAUUAAAUGUUACAUUUUCUGCCUCCAUUUUAUUUUUAUGCUGAUAGAAGUACAGACUCGGUUACUAAUUUAUCUGAUUUCACUAUUUCUUGACACAAAUAAAGUUCUAUUUUGAUUAACUACCAGUGUCA